Messenger RNA from Psilocybe cubensis, 477 nucleotides. RefSeq lists its product as uncharacterized. Gene Ontology annotation, cellular component: mitochondrion. Gene Ontology annotation, biological process: mitochondrial electron transport, succinate to ubiquinone; tricarboxylic acid cycle; mitochondrial respiratory chain complex II assembly. The coding region runs from base 1 to 477 and encodes 158 amino acids. The transcript has 2 exons. The record is from RefSeq and is a predicted model, not a curated record. Lineage: Eukaryota; Fungi; Basidiomycota; Agaricomycetes; Agaricales; Agrocybaceae.
AUGUUCCGACAGCUUGCUCGAACAGGGUUCACUCUCGCCACAAGGCGAACCACCAAGGAAAGGUGUAUAUCUUCCACGUCGCGUCUAUUUGCGGAUCCAUGGCCUCUUCCGCACACGCCGCAGCAUCUGGCUUCAACGACCACACCCUCAGACAUUCCGCCUCCAGCACCUUUACCGAGACCUAAUGAAUCUGUGGAUACUCUCAGAGCGCGUCUUGUUUAUCAGUCCAGAAAACGUGGAACCCUAGAGAGUGACCUCUUGCUUAGUACAUUUGCCAGGGAUCAUCUGAGCACAAUGUCUGAAGCCGAGUUGAUGGAGUAUGACAAGCUUCUCGACGAACCAGAUUGGGAUAUCUACUAUUGGGCCACGAGCGAGCGAGCGCCUCCUGAGCGUUGGGAAAAAUCUCCUCUCCUAGAAAAACUCAAAAUCCACGCUCGAAAUGAAGGAAAGGUCGUUCGCGUGAUGCCAGCACUAUAA